Molecule: messenger RNA, 1143 nt
Organism: Lachancea fermentati
Lineage: Eukaryota; Fungi; Ascomycota; Saccharomycetes; Saccharomycetales; Saccharomycetaceae
Source: the annotation of a GenBank genome assembly
AUGUCUGGAAAUGCAGCAAAGCUUCAUGCCAAAAUAGUUCAUAACCAUGGUCAGAAGUCGUCCCUUACUUUUACUACUGCGCCUAUCAUAUCAUGGUCCCUACAUCGGGUUUACCCUCUUCUACUGAUUUUUGAUGCAGUACUUAACAAUUUAAUGUGGUGUUGUGAAGAUGUUUGUCUCCCAUUUAUCAAUCUGGUACUCGUGGUAUUGGCCAUAAAUCUAUUGGAUCCUUUCGAUGAAUCGUUGUACGUCAGAAUACUAAAUUCAUGGUUAGGCGUAAUGAGUGGGACCUUUUCACUCUUGUCUGCAAGCUACUAUGUUUCAUCUGUAUUUCGCGAACUUAAACAAGAUGAGUCGCCAACACUCGACGAUAUCGUAAUUGUGAUGGAGAACGUGGUAUACAAAAUGGAAAAGCUUCGACAGGACGUUCGCCCCAUCAUUACUUUAACAUCACGCGAGCUUCUAUCAAUUGGAAUUAUAGGGACACCAGCUCAUUGGAUAGUCAUGAGAUAUCUGCUAUCUCCCAAGCAAUAUUUGAAAGGGCUGCUAAUUUGUCUUUUGAUCUUCCAUUCGACGUGGUGUCAGUCUACGAUACGACUGUGUUGGCGAAGCCUGUUUGUACGGCGAAUAUGGUUUGUCCUACAGAAUGUGAGAUCGAGGAAAUCGGUCCCACCGAUCCCUUACUACAUUGUCAUCGAAAGAAAUUUACAAGUCGCGUUGCCAAGGGGAUCUGAAGAUCUGCCAGAAUCUAAACUGGGCUUAAAGAUAGGAUUAAUUUUAAGCAAAGGCUUGAAUCAUAAAGCAGAAGCCGGUAACUAUGCUACCUUAGACUUAGUCGAAUUUCAGAUAGAUGAGAAUCAACGGAAGUGGCCGUUAGAUGGCUGGACCCAUCACCUUCUGCCAUAUGAGCGGCAAAAGUAUUGUGCCACUCUUGAUCCAGAACAUAGCACUACAAAAUCUCCGUGGGAAUUUCAAGAAUUACUCGAAAGAGAGUGGUUUUGGUUGGAUGAUUCUUGGAAACAUGAAGAUUGGAAUUACGGCGACACAGAAUGGAAUAAUAAGGGUUCUUUUGACUCCUUAGAUUGCUAUACUAGGAGGCGAACCUGGACAAGGCGCGCUUAUAGAAUAAGUAAAACCAUAUAA